AAAUGACUGAUGAAUUUGAAACAGGUCCUUUUUAAAUGGAGGGAUUUAUUUUGAUUGAAUAUGAGGGGAAAAGGUGAAAAUCAUAUUCAGUAUUGCUAAACGAGAACUAAAAGUAUACUCCGUAUUGGUUAUUCUUCAUCCAAGGGGAAUAUUAAAGAAACCUGCUUGCAAUAGCAUCUUAAAGUGAUCAUUCCAUUUUGCAGCUAUAUUUUGUCAAUUAAUUUAGUGUCCAACUGUUGGACAUCUUAAUGGCAUGAAAAUGCUGUGUAUUGAAUUUAGGUUUACCAGAUAUCUGCACAGACAAAGGAAGGCAGAGACAAUUGAAAAAUUGACAAAUGGGAGAAGGCACACUCUUUCUUGCAUCUGUUACAAAAAUUAUGGUGAAAAACUACAAAAGCAAAAUGUAUUUAGGUCUACAUGUAUAUGAAUGUCUUCCGGCAUCAUAAAGCCUAGUUUUUGAAUUGCAGGAAUAGGCAAAAUUGAGUUGGAGGAAAAAGCCCUCCGUGAGUAACUGAUUUAGCUGUCAACAGGUUACUUAAGCAAUAAAAGUCAGAGAGCUGAGUUUGUUAACUUUCAGUUUCUGCUUACUAGGGAAGCUCGCAUCACUAAGAAAAGCUGCUUACAAAAAAUAAACCUGUUAAGAUAUUCAACACACUGGACAAUAUUUGUUUUUAAGGCUGCCUGCUGAAUAAAGGAUAUGAGGACUAAAAAGAGGAUAUCCUCCUAUUGCUAGAUGUCAGGUAACUAGUUGAACUCAAGAACUAAAUUAAAACAGUACUGUAACUUCCCAAAAAGAUGGAGGUGGAUAAGAUCUCUAGCUACAUCAGUCUGGGUAAAUGCUGGUACAGAAUGCAAAAAGAAAAGCCAGCAUUUUACAUAGAGGAUAUAUGGAAGCCACAGAAUGGCUAAGAAUGCUAAGCAUUUCUUCGUGUUUGGAAACGUGCUUGGAGGGUUAGGGAAAUCAAACAUCCAAGGAGGGAAUCGAAUUAGGGAAGGCUGUGCUACAGUAACUUUGCUGUUCUGUUCUGCUGUAGGGUGCUAUUUUCCAGGCAAUUACUUGGGGAAUUAUUCCAAAAACGUAACAGUAGAAUGCAGUUCCCCCUAUUAGGACUGACGCAAAAGAAAGAUUGGAUCGCGGUGGGAUGACUGCUAAAUCUCGAGAAUCGAGUAGUGGCUAUUUUAUUGAGAAACGCUAUGAAGUAGACUUGAAAUCCUGGGUUUAGAAAAUUUAGAACUUCGACAUGACCUGAGUUUAGCUCAUAGAAUCAUCUAUUAGAAUGUCCUUCCUGUUGAAGACUACUUCAGCUUCAAUUGCAACAAUACACAUGCACACAACAGAUUUAAGCUUAAUGUUAACUGCUCCAGUCUUGAUUGCAGAAAAUAUGACUUCAAUAACAGAGUUGUUAAUGCCUGGAAUAAACUACCUGACUGUGGUCUCUUCCCAAAAUCCCCAAAGCUUCAAUAAAAAAACUGUCUACUAUUGACCUCACCCCAUUUCUAAGAGGUCUGCAAGGGGCGUGGAUAAGAGCACAAGUGUGCCUACCGUUCCUGUCCUAUUGUUUCCUUUCGUUAUAUCCAAUUAAUAUAGUUAUUACAUACUCAUAUAUAUGCUUAUAUACUGUAUAAUUAUUUCAUGCUUAUGCUUAUAUAUCCUGUGUGACAAAAUAAAAUAAAUAAAUUAAAUAAAUAAAUAAAGUAACUAUUCAAGGAAAAGGGAAUCUGAGUGCGGAUUGUUAAAGAUCGUCGAAGGCUUCCGCCCUUCUUCGCGAAAUGACGACAGAAAUCCGCCCUGCUUUUUCACGGCUUAAGUUUGGCCGCUCCCUGGCGACGCGAGUACAGGAUUGCGAUGCCGCUGGCAGAACUGGCUGCGCGAGUCAACUGCGCGGAAUAUAAAAAUUGGCUGAAGCCCGGGCACAGCCGCCACCUCUGGAAGGUUGCUCUGCAGCGCUUCGCCGAUGAGCAAAUUCACGUCUUCCACCGCCAGUUUAUAGCGAGCGACUCCGCUCACUUAAUCCCGUCAGGUUUUCGGUGUGGCGAGCAUUACAUCCCUCGAGACAAGCAGGUGAGGCUUCCCAACGCGGACCCGGAGCUCUGGCCGUCGCAGGAGCGGAUGACGUCGCGCUACAUGGCCUCUGCAGAAUCGAUUGCUCCCAGUUUGCGCAAUCACACAAGCCUACAUUCAAGAAUCACACAAGCCUACAUUCAGAUGCAGGUUAUGAUAUGUAUUCAAAGAGUUGUUUAUAUUGGUAUUUCUUUUGCUUUGCCGUUUCAACCUAGCUGCUCCUUAUGUAAAGAAUGGAAAAAGGAGAUUUUUGAGCCAUACACACGUAAGAUGAGGGAGAUUUAUUGGGGGAACUGCAGAUCUUGGUUCUGGCCUUCUAAUUCAUGGGAGCUGGCUCAGGCUUAUAUGCCUUGUGGGAAAGGCAAUACUUAUGGUCCUGACAAGUGUGAUGCAUCAGCACUCUUAAACCUUUUCAUUUUCUGUGAUCACUUCAACAAUAUUGACCCAAAGAAAAUCAGAGUGGUAUCCAACAAUGAGAUAAAGUGCCACAAUGAACUAAUGCAUUCUGCAGACAUGAAAGUCUGUUUUUCCUGGCUGAAAGAAUUUGGAAAUCAUGUCCAAAAUUUGCUGACUGAAUUCUACCAGGUUCCAGAGGCUCAGACAGCUUGUCAUAGGAUAGAAAAGGAUUUAAAUAGAUUACAAAUAGUAAGAAAUUUCUUACUAGACAACCAUGAACUUCAAAGUAAUUUGCGAACAGAAAUGCAGAACCUAGAAGACCUGGUAAAAGAAUAGAAUGAUGAAAAAGAAUUGGCAUCCAAGAAGUGAAUUGAUACACGAACAAUCAAGUAUGCACACUUCAAAUAUUCUGCUUGUUUUUUUAUUUCAGCAAAAUAUUUAACAUUUCUCCCAUUUUAUGAAGUUAUAGAAGAAAGUAUCAAAAAUUUAAGGUGACUUUUUGCUUAAAUGCAUGAAGGUAGAACAUUAAUAGGGAGGCAAGAUACUAUUUUUAAGAAUGAAAAGCAGAAGAAAUUGGUUUAAAUAAAUGUAUAUUUCUUAUUUUCAGGUGUGCUUCUUUUAGGAGAGUGGUGCCAGUGAUGAAUGAAAGCAAGAGCUACAGCUACAGUUAACAACUCCCUAAUGCUUUGCUAUUUUUAGAAGUUACAUCUCAAGACAGAAAACCUUCUGCAUGCUUGUCUUUGGUUGGCCAACAGUCUCCGUAUCUUGUGCUUGCCUGUGCAAGCAUGUUUUCUAUUUUCCAGCAGAGCACAGCUCCAUUUGCGUUACAUAUCAUUUCCAUAAUUUCUUCAAAUUC
Messenger RNA from Ahaetulla prasina, 3314 nucleotides. RefSeq names its product chromosome 5 CXorf38 homolog (gene C5HXorf38). Lineage: Eukaryota; Metazoa; Chordata; Lepidosauria; Squamata; Colubridae. The record is from RefSeq and is a predicted model, not a curated record.